AUGAGGUCCGUUAUCGCGAGGCGUGGCCAACCGGCUUCACUUCCUAUCGGCUGGCACCGACGGUUCCUGAUCUGCUUUUUUGGCAACCCAAAUUCGAAGGGUCUUUAUACCACUUGGCCGGGGCCGGUCCCUGAUCUCUUCGUCUGCCUGAGCUUUCUUGGUUUGACAUUUAUAAGGCUCCAAUCGGAAAAUGAGGCAGCGGAUUGGAUAAAAUGUUUCUGGGUCCCUGGGAAGGACCAGAGUUGGACAGGACCGACUCUGGAAGCUUUGGCAGAUGAGGAAUCUUCGGACGCAAACCAGGCUAUGAUCAAAGCGGACGCUCGUGGCCUGGCUCCCCAAUAUGUCGAGGAGAAACAGACCCGUCGAGAAGAAUCAAAAUCUCCCAGCGGCCGGUCAGAAGGCAUUCAGCCAGACGAAGUUAUCGAAUUCGACAUUGAACCUCAAGAUGAAAAGCCAAAGAAAACACAAACGAGACGCCACAGCGAACACCACCCGAACCAUAGACGAGACGAAUUCUCAGAGCAUCGUAAAAGACAGCCAAGAUACUCCAUGAGCAGCAUGCCUGGUCGGAAUGGAUUCGAGCCUCGAAACCACACCCAGUAUUUCAUGGAAACUACAAGUACAGAUGGUCCCCCAGACUCUAGUGCAUUCAAUACAUUCGAUACCUUUGAUACUUUCGACGACACCGCAAGCGAGUUUACUCCUUUGCCCGAAAAUCCGAGAUAUAGAGCCCGGCGAAAUAUGCGCCGAAGCUCGAUGAACUCAAGUGCCUCUAUCCGAUCCGCCCAAUCCGACAGCUUCCCAAUAUCCCCAGCUUCACCUCACGAAAACCCUGCUGAUAAUCCAAGCCUCCCGUCCCCUCGUAAUUUUAGAAGGAGGACCAACAGCCAUACCAGUCCGACAUCACCCACAAAUAGAUUCCGAAGCCUGUCUCCGAUUGCUGACUACCGCCCGCGAAGGGUGCCUUCACCAACAAAUACCGAGCCCGUGUAUCAUCAAUCCGAGAGCUCGUAUAUGCCAACACCCGAGUCUUCAAAUACGAAUUGGUCUGAUUACACGCCGCCUGUGCAACCUGCACCCCGGUCUCCAGGCAGUACUGUCUCAUAUGCCUCGAGCCGAAGCUACGUUCCAGGAUCAGCCCCAGAGGCAGCCGAGAAUGUUAAUGGUGACUUCACCGUUCAGGCCAUACGUUCCUUCUCUGAGAGCGCGGAAGGCCGGUUUUACAAGGUUCGAUGGGCAAACACUUGGGAGAGCAAAACCUCUAUGCGUGCAGCGACUGAAUCCGGCAAGUAUACUGUCAAGGAAGUGUUGGAGUCGAGAUACGUAAAUGGAAAAGGCUUGUAUCAUGUCAAAUGGCAAGAUACUUGGGAAUCUGAACAGGAACUCGGGGAUAUCGACCCGGUCAGGGUAUAUUGGCAGGAUGUGGCAGCAGGUCGUAGACCACAGGGACAUAGACAAUCUUUUGCUUGA
Orbilia oligospora ATCC 24927 is the source of this 1470-nucleotide messenger RNA. RefSeq lists its product as uncharacterized. NCBI's taxonomy places the organism in Eukaryota, Fungi, Ascomycota, Orbiliomycetes, Orbiliales, Orbiliaceae. The transcript has a single exon. The record is from RefSeq and is a predicted model, not a curated record. Bases 1 to 1470 code for a protein of 489 amino acids.